AUGUCGAGCAUUGUGGUGGAUAGAUGGGAUGUUAUUGGAAAAAUGAUUGGUGAUCGGGAUAUCUCGGAUCAUUGUCCCAUAUGGAUCAUGACGGAUAAUAACAAUUGGGGCCCGAAGCCGUUCAAGUUCAAUAAUGAAUGGUUUUCGUUUGACUCCUUCAUUCCGUUUGUUGAAAAAGAAUGGUUAAAUUUGAAGGUGGAAGGAAGUGAGGAAGGAGUUCGUGAUGUCAACUUUGCCGAUGAGAGGUUAGAUCCUAUUUCCAAUUCUCCUUCUUCUUUUGAUGAUAAUCUUUCUCUUAGAAAGGAAGCUUCUAGUAGAUUAUGGAGGAAUUUGAGGAUUAGGGAAAAUAUGCUCUUACAAAAAUCUAAAUCGAAGUGGAUAAGGGAGGGGGAUUCGAAUAGUGGAUUUUUUCACAAAGUGAUGAGUCAAAGGAGAAGGCGUAAUCAUAUUGGUCCCAUUGUCUCUUCGGGUACUUUGGUGGAUUCGGUGGAGGAUGUGAGGGAGGUGGUUUUCGAUCACUUUGCGAACAAAUUUAUUGAAACGGAGGAGAAUAGACCUUUGUUGGAUGGCAUUUCUUUUAAGGAGAUUUCUAGAGAGGAGGCGGUGAGGUUGGAAAAACCUUUUCUUGAGCAUGAAAUUAAAGAAGCGGUUUGGAAUUGCGGAGGUUCGAAGAGCCCGGGGCCGGAUGGUUGCUUGUACAAGGUGGUGGCUAAGGUCUUAGCAAGGAGAUUGAAAUGCAUACUUAAUUCUAUUAUUUCUCCAUUUCAAAGCACUUUUGUUCCCGGUAGACAAUUAUUAGACGGUGUUCUUGUGGCAAACGAAGUAGUGGAUUUUGCUAGAAAAGAAGGGAGUAAUUGUAUUCUUUUUAAAGUGGAUUUUGAAAAGGCAUACGACAAAGUUAGUUGGAAUUUCUUACGGUAUAUUUUGAAAAGGAUGGGUUUUGGGGAAAAGUGGAGGAGGUGGAUGAAGUUAUUGGUGUUUUCUAGCAAAAUGUCGAUUUUGGUUAAUGGGAGCCCAACAAAGGAGUUCGAGGUUUCUAGAGGCCUAAGGCAAGGUGAUCCUCUUUCACCUUUUCUUUUUGUGUUAGUAACGGAAGCUCUUUCGCGUCUUGUUAGAAAAUCGGUUGAAGGUGGAGAAUUCCAAAGUUUCACUUUUAGGGAUUCUUGCAAGGUGGACAUUCUUCAAUUUGCGGACGACACUCUUACUGUGGGUAAUGGUAAUUGGAAGCAUGUUUGGGCUCUAAGAGCAGUUCUCCGGGCUUUUGAACUUGUUUUGGGGCUAGGAAUCAAUUAUCAAAAAAGUAUUCCUAUUGGUUUUAAUCCAAGGAAGGAAACCACUUGGAAUCCUCUCUUGUUGAAAAUGAAGAAUAGGUUGGAAGGAUGGACGAAUCGUUUCUUAAAUUUGGGAGGGAGAAUCACACUUCUCAAAUUCGUGCUUAGUUCCUUAAGUAUUUUCACUAUGUCUUUUUACAAGAUGCCGAGAAAGGUGAGGUGGCGGAUUCUUCAAGGACAAAAUUCAUUAUGGUUAAGGGUGUUGAAAUCUCGGUAUGGUGAUGUAGCUUCUAAAGUGUUCGGGGGUGGCACGGAAAAGAUAGUCUCCUCUUCUUGUUCCAUGUGGUGGAAGGAUAUUGUAAGGAUUUUUUCUUCUUUUUCCCAUGAUCCUAUUGCUAGUUGUAGCAAGUUUAUUGUCCAUAAGGGUUAUAAUACUCCUUUUUGGGAGUCCAUUUGGUUGGAAGGCACCACUUUAAAAAAUUGUUUUCCGGAUUUGUUUCACGAGUCCCGUUUAAAGAAUGUUUCGGUAGCGGCUAUGGGAGGUUGGGUGGAUGGUGUUUGGAAGUGGGGCGAUUUUGGUCUUCCCGAAAAUGUUAGGGACAAUGGGGUCCGAAUGGAGGAGGUCUUGGAUUUGAAGGACAAAGUGACGACUUUUAGUGGGUGGUCGAGUGGGCAUGAUACGGUUAGUUGGACCGGUAAUUCGGAUUUGUGUUUUUCGGUAGGUUCUUGUUAUGCUUUUUAUGAGAAUCUUAGUAUUCCGUAUGGUCCUCCAAUUAAUCAUGCGGAGGUGUUCGGUAUUUUGUGGGAGACGGAAGUGCCUUUCAAGAUAAAAGCUUUCGGUUGGAGACUUUUUCACAAUAGACUCCCGACGAAAGAUUGCUUGACAGCUCGAGGUAUGUCUUUUCCCAUUGAUGCUUUGAAGUGCAUUUUUUGUGGAUAUAGUUUGGAAUGUAGGAACCAUUACUUUUUUAGUUGUUUGGUGGUGAAAAAUAUUUGGAGGAAGAUAGUUUUUUGGGUGGGUAAAGGGGUUAUUUUUGAAGAGGAGUGCCGGUCAAAUUUUAUGGAGUGGCGCCUACAUUUUCAUAGUAAAAAGGUGAAGGACAGAAAGUUGGGAGUUGUUUGGCUUGCGACUACUUGGAUUCUUUGGUUGGUUAGAAACGGGCAUUGUUUUCGGAAGGAGGCUUGGAAUGUAAACAAUACGGUUUGGAACAUCAAGCUUUUGGUUCGGAAGUGGUCGUUUUUUGGGAAAAUUACUCACCCCAAUUAUACUUUCUACGAGUUUAGUAUGGACCCUUUGUAUUAUCUCUCGUGA
Vicia villosa (hairy vetch) is the source of this 2583-nucleotide messenger RNA. RefSeq lists its product as uncharacterized. Lineage: Eukaryota; Viridiplantae; Streptophyta; Magnoliopsida; Fabales; Fabaceae. Bases 1 to 2583 code for a protein of 860 amino acids. The transcript is spliced from 5 exons. The record is from RefSeq and is a predicted model, not a curated record.